Molecule: messenger RNA, 1142 nt
Organism: Ictidomys tridecemlineatus (thirteen-lined ground squirrel)
Lineage: Eukaryota; Metazoa; Chordata; Mammalia; Rodentia; Sciuridae
Source: RefSeq, a predicted model, not a curated record
AUCUGUAUCUUCUUAUUUCUUCCAGAAUGGAUUUUUGUCUGCAUUGCCUUAUUUUGGUUGUUGGUUAUGUAUGAUUCUGUCUGGUCAAGCUGCUGACAAUUUAAGGGCAAAGUGGAAUGUUUCAACUAUAUGUGUUCGCAGAAUUUUUACCCUUAUUGGUAUGCUGGUAUCCUCCUGGGCAUCACGAAUACAUUUGCCACUAUUCCAGGAAUGGUGGGGCCUGUCAUUGCUAAAAGCCUGACCCCUGAUAACACUGUUAGAGAAUGGCAAAUUGUUUUUUGUAUCGCUGCUGCUAUUAAUGUAUUUGGUGCCAUUUUCUUUGUACUAUUGGCCAAAGGCGAAGUGCAGAAGUGGGCUGUCAGUGAUUACCAUGGACACAAAAACUGAAGAAAACAAUAAAUAAUCCUCUUUCUAUUAAUGUACUUUUAUUUAUCAUGUAACCUGAAAAGUGCCUUUGAUGUUUUAAUGUGUAAGCAUUCUAUAUAUUAAAAAAUGUACUUGUAUUAAAUUUUAAGGCUUGUAAUCAUGAAGUGUCACUAGUUGCCAGAUUAGGAAAAUUUGCUCUUUUUAAUAAUUAAUAAUAUAUAUGCAGGACUUUAAACUUUAGGUUCAGAUACCUGGCUGCAAGUCAGGUGACAUGAAAUAGGAGAACUCUAUUUAUUGUUAAGGGCCACAUUUAAGGGAAUGAAAUGAAAUGACCCUCUUAUACUGCUUAUCAAACUAGAUAAUAACCUCAGGUUUUGGUAAACACCUGUUUUUGUUUACUUUUCUCAUGAAAACUAUUUGUUAUUAGCUCUCUGUGACACUUAGUCUCAAACUUCAGCAUCUCCAUAGAGCUGCUAGCCACUGUAUAAUUACACCUGGCACCUAAAUUGAGCAAAGCAUGCCCAGACAGCUGCCAAGCAUUCUCUCCCUGGCAUCAGAGACAGAAUGCCCAGCAUUUAUCAGAGGCAGCACCCAAGUCAGAGCCAAUGCCAAAGUCUUUGUAUGGUGUUCUCCUUCUGGGGCUAUUAAUGUGUAUAUGAAGCCCUGAAUAGACAAGAGCAGUGAGAUCCACAAUUAUGGUCUUGAUGCAGCCUCAAACUUCCCCUUCCCAACACUUUGGACUAUCUACUCUCAUAGAAUCUGGAAAAAAAAAAAAA